AUGGACGCGUUCAAGGAGGAGAUAGAAAUCGGGAGCUCUGUAGAGUCGUUAAUGGAGUUAUUGGAUUCGCAGAAGGAGCUUUUUCAUAGCCAGAUCGAUCAGCUACAAGAUGUUGUCGUUACGCAAUGUAAACUCACAGGGGUUAAUCCCCUCGCGCAAGAAAUGGCUGCUGGUGCUUUGUCUAUUAAGAUUGGAAAGCGGCCAAGAGACUUGUUGAAUCCAAAGGCUGUUAAGUAUCUGCAAGCAGUUUUUGCAAUUAAAGAUGCUAUUAGUAAGAAGGAAUCUCGGGAGAUAAGUGCUCUAUUUGGCAUUACAGUCGCCCAGGUUCGAGAGUUUUUUGUUACUCAAAAGACUAGAGUAAGAAAACAGGUGAGGCUUUCAAGGGAGAAGGUAAUUAUGUCCAAUACGCCUUUACUAGAUGAUGGUGUUCCAGAAAGUAACGGGAUCAAGGGAACUCAUGUUGAUCCGGUACCCUUGAACAUUGUGGAUGCGGAGGCAUCAUCUAUUAGUUGGGGUGAAGGUGAAACUGUGGCACUUCUGCCACAGGAAGAUAUUCCACCUGACAUCAGUGAUUCAGACAAGUACUUUGUUGAGAAUAUUUUUCCUUUGUUGCGGAAAGAAGAAACAUUCUCAGGCCAAGUGAAAUUAAUGGAGUGGAUCAUGCAAAUACAAGAUCCGUCUGUACUGAUCUGGCUUUUAUCGAAAGGAGGGGUUUUAAUACUUACAACAUGGUUGAGUCAAGCUGCUAUUGAAGAGCAAACUAGUGUAUUACUUCUUAUCCUGAAGGUUCUAUGUCAUUUGCCUCUCCACAAAGCAUCUCCUGAAAAUAUGUCAGCCAUAUUGCAAAGCGUCAAUGGACUUCGUUUCUAUAGGUCACCAGACAUAUCAAACAGGGCGAAAGGUUUGUUAUCAAGAUGGACCAAGUUAUUUGCGAAAAUUCAAGCUAUGAAGAAACAAAAUCGUAACAAUUCGCAAAUUGAUUCGCAGAGUCAAUUGCUUCUGAAACAGAGGCAAGUUGUGAAUUUUGUCUUGUUAUGCAGUAUUGCUGAAAUCAUGGGUGAUAGUCGCAAUCCAGAAAAUAUUCUUAGUCUCUCAAAUGGAAGGUCAGAGAAUGUCAGGAGGGUUGUAUCGUCACAGGGUCCAAAACUGUUGCUUACUUCUGCAGAUGAUUCCACCAAGAAACACAUGCUUGGUUCAACUCCUUCAUAUAACAAAGAACGCAGGAAAGUUCAGAUGGUGGAGCAACCAGGCCAAAAAGCUGCUGGAAGGAGUCCUCAGACAGUUAGAAUAGGAACUUCGAGUCGGAGCCGCCCUAUGUCUGCUGAUGAUAUUCAGAAAGCGAAGAUGCGUGCUCUUUAUAUGAGCAAGAAUAGUAGAAAGGAUGCCUUACCAAGUGCCAUUGGUGAUUCGAGAACCAUUGUUCCUGAGAAGCCCCUGGCUCUUCAGUCUGCGAAGGAUUCUCCACCUAGUCAGACCAAUGAAGCUAAGAUUGAAGACACACCUGAACCUUACACACCUGAACCUUCUUCUGUUCAGUCUGUCAGUUCACCGGCUGUAAAUGUGCCGGUACAAGCUGAGGAAUAUAGAAAACCUUCAACACCUCCACAAAGUGUUGCUAAGAAGGUUGGAGUUUUGUUGAAAAUGAGUCCACAAACCAUUCUAAAGAAUUGCAAGCGAAAACAGAUUAAUUGGCAUGUACCACCAGGAAUGGAACUUGACGAACUCUGGAGAGUAGCUGCUGGUGGUAAUAGCAAGGAGGCUGAUGUUCAGAGAAACAGAAACCGGCGAGAAAGAGAAACAACAUAUCAGUCUCUUCAAACUAUACCGUUGAAUCCUAAGGAACCAUGGGACAGGGAAAUGGACUAUGAUGACAGUUUGACCCCUGAAAUUCCAUCUCAACAGCCACCAGAAGAAAGUAUAACAGAACCACAGGAUUCUCUUGAUGAACGGCGAACCGCUGCGGGUGCUGCCACAACCUCUUCAUCUCAAAGUGGUUCCUCGGAACCUGAUCUCGAGUUAUUAGCCGCUUUACUUAAGAACCCGGAUCUUGUUUAUGCACUGACUUCUGGCAAGACCGGUAAUUUAGCCGGCCAAGAUAUGGUGAAACUGCUUGAUGUGAUUAAGACUGGUGCACCAAACUCAAAUAAGAAGGUUGAAGAAAAAGUAGAAGUUUCUCUUCCAUCUCCCACUCCAUCAACCAAUCCUGGAAUGGUGCGUUACUCAAAACCUAUGCACCCAAAAUUCCUCGGACUAUUGGGAACCCUAAUGAUAGAUCAUACUGCCAAAUUGGAUCAUUAUGAUAAUUAG
Molecule: messenger RNA, 2307 nt
Organism: Arabis nemorensis
Lineage: Eukaryota; Viridiplantae; Streptophyta; Magnoliopsida; Brassicales; Brassicaceae
Source: the annotation of a GenBank genome assembly